AUGUCUAGACCACCUAUUUUGAUUUCCGAAUUGAAACCUGAUCAAAAAUUUUGGAAGAUAGCAAUUCGUGUUAUCGAUGUAUGGGACGGGGAUCAGAUCCAUGUUGUAACCCGCUCCCGUGAUUUUGAGCUUUGGAAGAAGACUUUACAGGAAAUGCAAACCUAUAUAGUCUAUAAUGGUGAAACUAUGAUCAAUGAAAUGCAUAUGAAAGUUUGUGAUAACAAAUACAAGGUGUUUUUUAAUCGUGCGACAACUGUCACUGCCGUUGACGUACUAGACAUUCCAGAACAUAGCUUUAACUUCAAGUCAUUUUCUGACUUCUUGAGUGGAGAGUUCAUCGUUGAUCGCCUUUACGACAUAAUAGGCGUUGUGCAACAUGUUGCUAGGACACAAGUUGCAGGUGCUGGGAAAAAAGCCUGCGUGAACCUCACUUUAGGGGCUGAGAUGGAUGUUACUCUAUGGGAAGGUUAUGCUAGCCAGUUUAUGAAUUACAAGGCUGAAAGUGGACAUGUGUUUCUCAUCCUCACUCAUGCUUGGUGCCAAGUGAGCUCAUCAAAUGGGAAGCUUAACAUUUCCAAUGCCUGGAGUGGAUCUAAACUGCUACUAAAUCAUGACCAUCCACAUGUUGAGGAAUUUAAAACAAAAUUUCUGGAUUUUAAUCAAGAACAAACUGCUACCCAUACAUUUUCUCUGAAUUCAUGUUCACAAGGAGCAGUUGACGACAUGGCUUUUUCAUUCACCAAGGAUGUCAUCAGCAUUGCUGACAUGACAACUCUUACUGAGGAAACCUAUUGCAAUACUGUUGGGAAGACUAUGAGGUUCAGGGCGAACCCAUUCGGAUGGUUUUAUGAGUUGUGUCCAACAUGUAACAAAACCAAUUCAUCUCCCGGUAACCCAUUCCGGUGCAAAUGCUCUGAUAAUAACUCAGUUCCAAUCACUAAGUAUAAAAUCGAGAUCGAGGUGGAACACGAUUCCAAGACCGUGAAUUUUGUCUUUUGGGACAAGGAAUGCAUCCCUUUUGUUGGAAUGUCUGCUCAUGCUCUGAGACAGCUCAUGAAAAAGACAAAUGAGGAUCACCCAUUGAUUUAUCCCGAACACCUGGACCAUUUGUUGGGCAAAGAUUUUGAUUUUCGCGCUAAGUACUAGCCGUAUUACAAACAAGCAUCU
This is a messenger RNA of Vicia villosa (hairy vetch), 1167 nucleotides long. RefSeq lists its product as uncharacterized. The transcript has 9 exons. The record is from RefSeq and is a predicted model, not a curated record. Lineage: Eukaryota; Viridiplantae; Streptophyta; Magnoliopsida; Fabales; Fabaceae. The coding region runs from base 1 to 1146 and encodes 381 amino acids.